Dichotomopilus funicola is the source of this 1863-nucleotide messenger RNA. RefSeq lists its product as uncharacterized. The transcript has 2 exons. Bases 1 to 1863 code for a protein of 620 amino acids. NCBI's taxonomy places the organism in Eukaryota, Fungi, Ascomycota, Sordariomycetes, Sordariales, Chaetomiaceae. The record is from RefSeq and is a predicted model, not a curated record.
AUGGCUUCGACGGAGGAUAGAGGCAGAAGCCCGAUACGGGAGAUGAAUGACAUCGAUGACGACGACGUUACCGUGUACAGCGACAGCGACAGCAUCUCAGACAUUUCCACGUCAUCAUAUCACUAUUUUCCGAUGCGGGAUACUCAAGAUCACGCCCCGGUGUUCCGCUUGAAGAGAGGGGAACAGAACCGUCCCGCCUACGAAGCUUGGAGCAUCUACUACUACCCAAAGACGCGGGAGCAGAUUGAAGGCCACAAAGUCCUCGGGAUCAGGGCCGUUAGCCUCGUGGAUGAAAUCCCGAGCCGUGUAGAGUUGAGGCGAAAGCCGUCCACCCAAAGCGAGCUCUCGGACGCCCACCUGCAGGCGAUUGAGAAAUUCCAGGCGACGCACAAGCGUAGCUGGGCGGCCCGGCCCUUCCUUGGCGGCGGCAAGACGUACGAACACGACCUCGACGAGCGAUGCCGAAAGGCGCCCGAGGAAGUCCGGAAGACUCUUAACGACCUCCUCUUCGACAGGGGUCGGUCGACAUCCACCCGCUACCGGACACGCACCUGGACCGUGGUUAGCUUCCGAGAGCAACUGCAGGACCGCUUCGCCCAGACCGACUUUACAGAUGUCAAACGCCACAAGGUGCGGUUCUGGAAGAACCCCAAACCCCGGGAUCACUUGUUGUACACGGUGAUCAUCCGCGGUGCCGAGACCAACGUUGUUCCGCCCGGGGAAGACGGCUUCAACAGCUUCUCACCGACGGCCAAUCCCUGGGUGCAGUCGGACAACCUGGAGAGCAAUCGUCGGGAGCGUGCGAGACGCGAGCAGCGUAAUGCCCUCCGUCAGAAGCGUAGGAGCUUCCGCCCUCCGUAUCGCGCGCGGUCGUUUUCACCAGUGAUGCACACACGCACGCGCUCGCUAUCACACCGAACACGUACUCGUUCCUUCUCGCCGCCCUCAUACCGCAGCUGGCGAAGCAGCCGCUACGACUCCCCAUCUCCGUCCCCAUCUAUCCGGAUUCGUUCGCGGAACGACUCACCCCCGCCCUACCGUCGCUCGCCACGUCCGACUUCGCCCAUCCGGAUCCGGAGCCGGUCGCCGAGCAGCCGGUCGCCCAGCGUCCGCAUCCGUGUUCUCCCCCGCCAGAGCCCGAGCUUCAUCCGCGAUGAAUCCUACCCCCGCCGCCCUCGCGAGCCGCCCAUCCCGCCGUUCCGCCCCUUUGACUCCACGCUCCCGCGCCCUACCGAGGAGUACCGGCCCCUGCCGCACAACUGCGACGCCUGCCGUGACCCCCGCGUCCGCCCCUGCGUACACUACCCCGCUCACCUCCCUUGCCGCCGGCCCAUCAUGUUCAGCCCUACCGGGCCAUACCACCUCGCCUGCGUCACAUGCCCUGUGAGCGACCCCUAUGGCUUCACCCCGCACGUUGAACCCGAGCCCCGGAACCCCCACAGUGGUGUUUGGCCGGCACCGUUUUACCAGCACCCGCCGCCGCCUCCGCAGCCGUACUUUGGUCAUCCACCGCCUUUCCCCGGUGCUUCUUUCCCCCCGAUUUCCGGUCCCUGCCCCCCUGCUCCGCCGAUCCGCCCGAUGAGCUGGAUGUCUGGGUAUUCAGGCAGCCAGCAAUCGUCGAUCGGGCCGAUGCCGCCUGCGCCGAACCCAUUCUCCCCGCUAUCGACCCCGCCUCUGACAAGCGCCGGUGGAUCGAGUGCGGGUGGGUCGAGUCCGUCGUUGUCAGCGGCAUCGAGGGUGAGGACGCCGGUGCUGGUGGGUGUUGUGGAAAGUAGUGAGACUGCCGUGGAGGUAGUGGAUGAUGCGGAGAGGCGCCGCGUGCGGGCUGGGUCGCCGGGUAUUUCGGUGGUUGGAUCGGAGUAG